UCUCCUUUCUUGCUUGCCCCCUUUUCGCGAUAUGUAUCUUCCCUUUUCGCUGUUUCAUCGCCCCCCAAUCGAUGUCCUCGCCAGCACGAGACAUCUUUUGAGAAACAGCACAUGCCUAUGAAAUGCUAGCCACCUACUUUCUGAUCAUAAAGAAGCUCGUCCUGUGAGCUAAUGAAGCACUUAGAAAAGGCACUUGUGGCUACUUAUAUAGCAACUAUCACUAAGAUGGGCUACAGCUAUCCCUGCACAUUCAUGGUCGUGGAGGAUGCUUCAGAGGCCUCUAUCUGUGGCACCUUAAGAAGAGUAGAGAGUAGUAGACUUGGAGAAAUGCUUCAGGGGAGACAGAUGAUGGAGAGAUUGCCAACACUGCACCUCGCACUGGUAGCUCUGCUGGGCUUCUGCUGCCUCAUCCAUGCUUCGUCUGCAGCAAUUUCAUUCCCACCUGCCUCAGGGGUGCUGCUGCAGGAGAUUGAUGCCAUCCCAGCUUCCAGUGGAGCAGAUGAUCAGCAGGUGGUCGUCACCGGAGAAGGCAAGACCCGCGGCGUCAGCAGGAGGAUGGGGAUGGAGAUGGAGCUGGAGGACUACCCUGGCUCCGGCGCCAACGGCCGGCACUCACCAUGGUGGCAGGAAAGGAGGAACUGAUCUAAGAUGAGAUGACACAUGGAACAUGGAGCAAUUGAGCAAAGCUGCAUGUGUGUCUAUAAAUGUUGCUUGUACAGUAGGGUGUAUUUCCUCACGCUGUGAUAAAUAUACAGAUUCCUGGUGUAUGAUACAUAUGAGAUCGACGUUUGCUAUUUGCAAGGACAUUAAGAUCGAAAUGAGUGAGCAUCGCGCGUGUGUAGUUUGAUUGUAUAACUUGUUGUAUUGCGAAAUAAUUAUGCCACUAGAAGAAUAUUUUUCAGUGAAGUAAGUAUGAAGCA
Messenger RNA from Brachypodium distachyon (stiff brome), 920 nucleotides. RefSeq lists its product as uncharacterized. The transcript is spliced from 4 exons. The record is from RefSeq and is a predicted model, not a curated record. Lineage: Eukaryota; Viridiplantae; Streptophyta; Magnoliopsida; Poales; Poaceae. The coding region runs from base 172 to 642 and encodes 156 amino acids.